AUGAAAAUUCCACUUUAUAGACAGGACGCCAAAACUACAACACUAGCACCACAUCAAACUAAUGCAGCGUCUCCAAAAGCCACUACAAAACCAAAAGUGUCAUUUAUACAGUUAUUUCGAUUUGCCAGCCGACCAGAACUAUCCAUUCUUCUAGUUGCUGCUAUUUUAUCAGCCAUCUCAGGAGGCCUACCACCUUUAGCCAUCUUAAUCUAUGGAUCUUACAUCUCUAAAAUAGUUAGAGCGCAAGGCAACGAAGCAGUCUUGGCAAGUAUCAUGCCAACUAUUCAACUGAUGUUGGUCAUGGGCACGGCAGCAAUUGUCACCACCUAUGUUUCCACCUGCCUAUGGAUCCGAAUGGGAGAACGACAGGUGCGACGUAUCCGAGCAUUGUAUCUGCACUCCAUUCUCAAGCAAGACAUGACCUGGUUUGAUACAGCCAAGGACGAUUCGUUAUUGACUCGAUUAGCUAGUGAUACACAGCUCAUUCAAGACGGUAUAUCUGAAAAACUCGGUUUGUGUAUCUCCUUUUGUUGCCAAUUUCUUGCCGGAUUUGCAGUUGGAUUUUAUAAAGGCUAUAAGAUGGCAUUGACCAUGUUUGCCGUGUGUCCACUAUUAGCCGCCAUCAUGCUGACUAUGAUAGUGAUGAUCAAAAAGUAUGUCAUCCAGACGCAAACAUCCUAUGCACAGGCUGGUGCAGUGGCAGAACAAGCGCUACAGGCUAUCCGUACAGUGCAUGCAUUUUCGCUUCAAGAGAGGUUUUUGAAACGUUUUCAAGAAAAACUCAAAGUAGCUGAACGAUACGGUGUCAAGCGAAUCUACGUAACUGGUAUUGGGAUCGCAACAUUCACAUUCUGUUUCUUUAGUUCUUUGGGAUUAGCUCUCUGGUAUGGAUCUCAAUUGGUCUUGCAGGGCACAUCCACAGCAUCCUCUGUGUUUGUUGUAUUUCUGGCUAUGAUCAUGGGUAGUAUUUCCAUGGCCAAGAUGCUCCCUCAUCUCACAACCAUCACAAAUGCAUGUGGUGCGUCUUACAAAGUGUUCAAGGUCAUUGAUACGGUGCCUACCAUCCAAUGCAACCAUCACAGCGGCAAAAAACCUGCGCAGGUAGAUGGCACCAUCGAGUUUAAACAUGUCAAUUUUGCCUACGCCUCCAGACCUGAUGUACCCGUCUUACAUAACCUGUCACUCACCAUUCACGCAGGCAUGACUGUAGCGUGUGUUGGUGCAUCAGGCUCUGGAAAAUCAACGCUUGUUCAGCUUUUACAACGGUUUUAUGAUCCCAAGGAUGGCAAAAUUACACUGGAUGGCCAUGAUGUCAAAGACUUGAAUGUCCAAUGGUUUCGUCAAAGCAUUGGCGUAGUAAAUCAGCAACCUGUCUUGUUCAACACGACUAUUCGAGAGAACAUCCAAAUGGGCAGCCCUGUGCCUGUCUCGGAUGAGGCUAUCAUUGCAGCAGCCAAAGAAGCCAACUGCCAUCAUUUCAUCAUGAAGUUGCCUCAAGGAUACAGUACCUCAGUUGGAGAGCACGGAGACAUGCUGUCAGGUGGACAGAGACAGAGAAUCGCUAUUGCCAGGGCCACAGUGAAAAAUCCAAGUAUAUUACUGUUGGAUGAAGCAACCUCAGCACUAGACACGCAGUCUGAACGACUAGUACAAAAUGCGCUUGAUAAAGCGUCAGCUAAUCGAACAACGAUCAUUGUUGCUCAUCGUUUGUCUACUGUAGCCAAAGCAGACAAGAUUGUAGUGCUGGAUCAAGGCAGCAUCAUUGAAACAGGCACACAUCAAGAGUUGAUUCGUCUCAACGGAAAGUACGCGGAUCUUGUGCGGAAACAAUCCAUCAGCUCUGGAGAAGAGGAACAGCAAGACACAUUGUCGAUAGAAGAGGAGAUUGGCCAUGAAGUAUCGGUCGGUGAACAGAAGAUAGAUUAUAAAUCGCAGCUGCACAGUGAUCUCACCAAGGUGAAUACGAUCGAUUCCAAUGGCAGCACUGAUAUAUCUGUUUUCAGCGAUACCAACACCAAAGCCUCUAUUUAUGACGAAAAGGAGAUCACUGCACAUUUAGAGAACAACAAAAGCAGCACGAGGCGUCGUACCCAGUACCCUAGCACUUGGAGCGUUGUCAAGCGAAUGCGGCAGGAAUGGUGGUUGAUUCUACUCGGCGUUUGUGGAGACCUUAUCAAGGGUGCCAUCUUACCGCUGUACGCGUACACCUUUUCCAGCGUCAUUGGCAUUCUCUCUGAUCCCAACUAUCAGAAAGCAGCACCUUUGCAAGGCACAAAUCUCUAUGCGUUUAUAUUCUUUAUUAUCGGCGUCGCGUCCUUUGUGGGAGGAGGCCUCAGCAAGAUUUGCUUGCCUCUCAGUGGUGAAUACUAUACGCACAGACUGCGUGGUCAAGUAUUUGAAGCAUACAUGAAGCAAGACAUCGAAUUCUUUGACAAGAAAGAGCACAAUACAGGCAUUCUGACAACUCGGCUCGCGUCUGAUGCUCGCAAUGUAAGCGACAUGGUCUCUAAGGUGUGGGGAGACGUGGUUGAUCUGUUUGCAACUCUUACAACGGGUCUCAUUAUUGCCUUUACGCACAGCUGGGCCCUGACACUGGUCACCAUGAGCAUGUUACCACUGAUUGUGCUGUCGACUACGUUUGACAUGUACCUGCAGCGUAGUUUUGAUGACAUGACCAAGAAUGACAACAUAGCAAGUAGUCAGGUAGCUGGUGAAGCGAUUCGAGAAGUCAGAACUGUAGCAGCGCUCUGUAAGCAAGCUUAUUUUGAGGAACGGUACGCCAAAGCCACGGAACGCUCCCAUCAGCUAGCGAUAAGAAAAGCUUAUUUCUCAUCCAUUGGAUUCGCAUUCCACCGAGGCAUCACAAUCUAUACCAACGCCUUGGCAUUCUACUUUGGCACCCGAUUGCUUGUCGAUGGCAGCAUCGAAUUCCGUCAGUUAUUCACCAGCAUGACAGUGUUGAUCCUUACUGCCGAAUCAGCUGCUCGAAGCAGUAUGUUUGCCACUGUGCUUACUAAAGGAAAGGAGGCGACUCGCGCCAUAUUCGAACUUCUGGACUCAGCGUGCUCAAGUCGAAUCGAAUCUGGACUUGAAGGAGCAGAACCCGAGGUUGGGACAUUGAAAGGAGAUAUCAGAUAUGAUGGUGUCAAAUUUGCAUACCCCGCAAGACAAGAUAACUUAAUCUUUGAUGGCAAUUUCAGCCUGGAUAUUCAAUCUGGGCAAACAGUUGCUCUUGUAGGACGGUCCGGAUGUGGUAAAUCUACCAUCAUUGGGUUACUUCAGCGAUGGUACGAUGUGAUGGAAGGCUCCGUCUCGCUAGAUCAGCGCAAUGUCAAGUCAUACUCUGUGGACAACCUACGAAGCCAUAUGUCAGUCAUUGUGCAAGAGCCUAUUCUGUUCAAUGUGUCCAUUGCAGAGAACAUUCGCUAUGGCGUCUACGAAAAAGGGACGCUUGUCACUCAGCAAGACGUAGAGAAUGCGGCCAAGGCUGCUAACAUUCAUGGUUUCAUCACCAGUCUCCCACAGGGUUAUGCCACACUCGUUGGUGUCAAGGGAUCUCAACUGUCAGGUGGUCAGAAGCAAAGGAUAGCUAUUGCCCGAGCCAUUUUGAGAAAACCAAGAGUGCUGUUACUGGAUGAAGCGACAUCUGCCCUCGACAGCGAGAGCGAGCGACUGGUGCAAGAAGCGCUUGAUCAGAUUAUCCAACAAGGAAAUCAGACAACGAUUACCAUUGCACAUCGACUGUCCACUAUAGUCAAUGCAGAUAUCAUUUGCGUACUAAAAAAUGGUAAAAUCAAGGAGCAAGGCACACAUAAAGAGCUGUUGGCAUUGAAUGGCAUGUACUCUAGAUUGAUUGCUGAGCAAUCACUGAGUAUUCAAUGA
Molecule: messenger RNA, 3882 nt
Organism: Mucor velutinosus
Lineage: Eukaryota; Fungi; Mucoromycota; Mucoromycetes; Mucorales; Mucoraceae
Exons: 3
Coding region: 1-3882 (1293 amino acids)
Biological process (GO): transmembrane transport
Cellular component (GO): membrane
Molecular function (GO): ABC-type transporter activity; ATP binding; ATP hydrolysis activity
Source: RefSeq, a predicted model, not a curated record